This is a messenger RNA of Vigna unguiculata (cowpea), 1672 nucleotides long. RefSeq names its product lysine-tRNA ligase. Lineage: Eukaryota; Viridiplantae; Streptophyta; Magnoliopsida; Fabales; Fabaceae. The record is from RefSeq and is a predicted model, not a curated record.
UUCAUAAACAUCUAUGUAGAACAAUCCACCAACCAAAUUCCACGUGUCCAAAGCAUAUCCAACAAUGCUUCCCACUGCACUUGAUGAUUACAGUUUCAAAACCAUUGCUUUAUGGUGACAGAGUGAGGUUUCAUCAAAAAAUGGUGGCACCCAUUGCUGUUUCUUCUCCAAAGUCCACACUUUUGCAGAACCCCAUCUAUUUGGGUGACUCAUCUUCAAGCUUUUUUGGGGGAUCUUUGAAGGGUCUUUGCUUGCAUCUGAAACCAAGGCCACAAAGAAGAGACUUUUCCAAUUUGGCUGUGGCUUCUGCUUCUGCCACCCCAAGUGUCGGAAAGAGCAAUUCUGGUGGCAGGUUUUACUUCAACAUCACUGGAUUUCCUUUCCCACUUGGUCCUUUUCUCAAUAGACGCACUAUUAGAACUGAGGCUGUGAAGGGUUGUAUAUGGCUAUUCGAACAGGAGCAGGCAUUAGGCUUCAGCAGUGUUUCCACAAACAUAAGAAUGACUGUUAUCAAACUCAAAUCUGGGGGCUUAUGGGUUCAUGCACCCAUAGCACCAACCGAUGAGUGUAUUCAGCUUAUUAAGGAAUUGGGGGCUCCUGUUGAAUAUAUUGUUCUCCCCACUUUUGCUUAUGAGCACAAAGUAUUUGUUGGUCCAUUUUCUAGAAAAUUUCCCCUUGCUCAGGUGUGGGUGGCACCAAGGCAAUGGAGUUGGCCAUUGAACUUACCAUUGGAAUUCUUCGGUAUUUUUCGCGCUAAAACCUUGAAAGACGAUGAUUUAUCCACUCCUUGGGCUGGAGAAAUAGAGCAAAAGAUUCUAAGCUCACCAGAAGUUGGAAUUGGACCUUAUGUGGAGGUAGCUUUCUACCACAAACCUUCAAAAACACUAUUGGUGACAGAUGCUGUUAUUUUUGUCCCAAGACAACCACCUGAGUGUAUAAGCAAAGAAUCCUUAUUAGCAUCUGCAAAAAAUGGUUUGGCUGUGAAACUUCUCAGUAAAGGAAAGGAGGUACCUGAUGAACCUGUAGUUGACAACAAAAGGAACCGGCAAAAAGGAUGGGAAAGAAUGGUGCUACAAAUCUUGUUUCUUGGUCCAUCAAAUCUUUUAGAACCCAAUGCAAGCUUUGCACAGAUGUCACAGAAGUUGAUAGUUUCACCAAUUGUUAAGACUCUGGUCUUCAGUAAAGUUCCUGAAAAGUUAUUAUGAUCCAGGUGAGAGAGUGGGUUGAUAGCAUUUCCAGAGAUUGGAGGUUCAAGAGAAUAAUCCCUGCUCACUUUGCUGGUCCAAUAAGUGCAAGCAGGUCUGAUUUCAGGGCUGCAUUUGCAUUUCUUGAUGAGUUUCUGGUGGAAAGUAAUGGUGCAUGGCCUUCACUGUCCCUUCUCUUCUCAUCAAUCAUGGGAAAAGCAGCCACCUAUUUUCCUCCAGAUGACAUGAGGACCCUUUCAUCCCUUGACCAGUUUUUGGUGUCUGUUGGAGCUGUCAAGAAAACUGUUUCAGGAAGGAAAAGGUGAGAGUGAAAGAGAGAGAGAGAGAGAGAGAGGUGCAUCACAACUUGUUAACUUUGCAAGUGUAAAAUUAGUAUAAUUUUGUUGCAGGUGGAGUUUGAUCCUUAAAGAUGUAAAUUUUGUUUGACAUUGAUUAUACAAAUAGAGAAGAUAUUUUGCAUGGAAAAA